AUGCCAUUUAUAUUCAUGAAUUAUAUUAAAUCUCAUACUCAAACUGAUUAUUUACAAUAUCAUGUCAAACUCAAUACGUAAAUCAUAUUAAUAUCACUAUGCAAUCUCAAGCAAUAAAUUUCGAGAAUUGUAAAUAAAUUUAUUAAAUUUUAUUUAUGUGUUGGAGAAUUUUAAUUUGAUAAAUAUAAUAUUAUAACAAAAUUAAUACUCUUAUAAAUCCCUUUAUUAUGUGGGAAUAAAUAGGAUUCCCCUCUUAUUUGUUAACCAUCAAUUGAUCCAUUCAAAAUUGCAUCGGACUAAAAAUAGAAGAAAUCCAGCCUCGCUUAACUUUAAAGUGCUCCUCUGGCAAGUAUCUUUUCUCUAAAUGCUGGAUAUAAAUUUUGUCAAUUUAUAUAUAAAAAUUUGAAUUUAAAUUCAGUGGGAGAAAUUCAUAUACAAAUGAGCUCAGAUUUUAAAUAAGAUGGAACUCCAUUUACUAAAUUGUUUUAAAGAUUAGAAAAAAUUCAUCAAUCCCCUGUUUUUAACGCUGAUUGUGUCCAACACCAAGAUGACAUGUAUAUAAAAGACCAGUCCCCUGAAUAAGUAUGUAAGAAAUUGGAAUUCACUCCAUGUUUGAAGUCUCCUAAUCAGUAUUCACUUUCCAUUAUAAAUUUUAGAUUUCAACCUUAUUCUCCAUUAAAUCAUUAGACAACUAAAAAGGCGAAUAUAUUCAUUAUUUCUCCUGCCAGAUAAAUCAACUUUGAUCAUACAAAGACAGAAUAACGACUUGUCAAUAUAAGUUCACCUCUCAGUUCAAUGAAGAUACCAGAUGAUCUAUAACGCGAGGAAGAAGAGAUCUAAUCUGAAGAUCAAGACAAUCGUUCUCAAUUCAGAAGUCCUCCCAAAUCACCUCACAGAAAAUUAGAAAGAGCUACUAAAUUGAAAUUCAUCAAUUUCGUUACCUUAAAAAAGCCUCUCAAAUUUACAAGUGAUUAAAUAACCAAUAGGAAACGUACAAGUUCUAAAAGAAGGAAACCACAAACAGAGUAAAAACCAAAAAUAAUCGUAUGCAAUUGUAAGAAAUCCAAAUGCCUUAAAUUAUAUUGUGAUUGCUUUGCUGCAGGUGUAACAUGUGGCAAAGAUUGCAAUUGCUGUUCUUGUCAUAACAACGAUGAUCAUACAAAAGAAAGAGAAGUUGUUAUCAAAUCAAUUAUGGAAAGAAAUCCGUCUGCAUUUCGACCCAAAGUUGAAUCCAAAGUACUCUAUUAUUUAAUAUCAAUUAGAGCAACUCAGAAGAUGAAUAAGAUCACAAACCAAGACAUUUUAAAGGAUGUAAUUGUAAAAAAUCAAAUUGCCUAAAAAAAUAUUGUGAAUGUUAUUAAAUGGGAGUCAAGUGUUCUGAGUUAUGCAAAUGUGAUGAAUGUAAAAAUUGUGAAAUGCCUGUUAAAAAGGACUCAAGAAAAAGGAUAAAACAUGUCCAUUAAAAUUUUAAAAAUACUGAAAUCUAUUGA
This is a messenger RNA of Paramecium octaurelia, 1490 nucleotides long. Lineage: Eukaryota; Ciliophora; Oligohymenophorea; Peniculida; Parameciidae. The record is from the annotation of a GenBank genome assembly.